GGGGCAGCGCAACAUUCAAACCCUUGCAGCUACAAAACAGAGCACAGAAGAAGAAGAACAGAAAUCCGUAUGGGUGUGUGACGCCAGCUCUUCCUCGUUACCUCCAUCUUUCGCCCCAGCGCGCGCCCGUGUGGACGUUUGAACAGGUGAGAGAAUGAAUCAAGAAAAACUGGCAAAACUUCAAGCCCAGGUCCGGAUAGGGGGAAAGGGAUCUGCACGCAGGAAGAAGAAGGUGGUACACAGAACUGCAACAGCUGAUGACAAGAAGCUACAGAGUUCACUUAAGAAAUUGGCUGUCAACAAUAUCGCUGGAAUUGAGGAGGUGAACAUGAUCAAGGACGACGGCACCGUGAUCCACUUCAACAACCCCAAAGUUCAGGCCUCCCUGUCCGCCAACACCUUCGCCAUCACGGGCCACGCCGAGAACAAGCAGCUGACGGAGAUGCUUCCCGGCAUCCUCAGUCAGCUGGGAGCGGACAGCCUCAGCAGCCUGCGCAAACUAGCGGAACAGUUCCCUCGGCAAGCUCUUGACAGCCAGGCUCCGAAGGCAGAGGACAUCGAGGAAGAGGACGAUGAUGUUCCAGAUCUGGUGGAGAACUUCGACGAAGCGUCAAAGGACGAGGCGAACUGACACACGUGGAGUUCGCCGGCGCGCACGUGCGAACCAAGCAAGCGACCUCCUCCGGUGUUUUUAUUGUCUAGUCAUCCAGACGUAUCAGACGCCGACCCCACCCGAAACCAACCAGAGACUUUUCUAUUCAACAGUGACCCAAGGAUGUCGCAGUCAGACUGGCCUGUGCACUUGAAAACAAAUAAAAAUACUCCCUUCGCGGGUAAACGGUCGAAUCCCUCCACCAGUCAGGAUCACAGCGGUCAUUAAAGCGAGUCUUGAGGCUUUUGAUUAAGGAACGAAAUAAAGGUGAUUAACAUUUUUUA
Gasterosteus aculeatus aculeatus (three-spined stickleback) is the source of this 936-nucleotide messenger RNA. RefSeq names its product basic transcription factor 3-like 4 (gene btf3l4). NCBI's taxonomy places the organism in Eukaryota, Metazoa, Chordata, Actinopteri, Perciformes, Gasterosteidae. The record is from RefSeq and is a predicted model, not a curated record.